Molecule: messenger RNA, 2250 nt
Organism: Eremothecium gossypii ATCC 10895
Lineage: Eukaryota; Fungi; Ascomycota; Saccharomycetes; Saccharomycetales; Saccharomycetaceae
Gene: UBP10
Product: ubiquitin-specific protease UBP10
Exons: 1
Coding region: 1-2250 (749 amino acids)
Cellular component (GO): nucleus; cytosol
Molecular function (GO): cysteine-type endopeptidase activity; cysteine-type deubiquitinase activity
Source: RefSeq, marked provisional
AUGUCAGUUACCAAGGAUUCGAUCAAGCCACUUGUAGACCGUAUAGUUUCUCAGCCACUGCACUUCUCUAAGGCGAAGAACCAAGAUCAGGUGAUGAUUGAUCCAAGGUCGUAUAUUGUGAUCGGUGAAAGAAGAAAUGGUACGGUUGAGAGCAAGAAGAGCCGCAAUGAGAGUGGAGUCAGCGACAGUUCGGGGGCAGGAGAGCCAGGCUUAAGCGGUGUAGCAGCCGAGCGUAAGCCACGGUCGUUUCAGGAAGCGCUACAGCUGUACACGGUGGGCUCGUCUUCAACAAAGCCCAAGAAGCGGCAAAUGAAAAACCAGGACAUAAGCGACGACGAGUACACAGCGAGCUCGUCGGACGAAGAGGAGGACAUUACAACAGCUUCGGCGAAGGCAGGCCAGAGCCUCUCCUCCUCUUCUGACGAAUUUUAUGAGGCGCACGAACACGCGGCAGGCACUAGCACAGCAGCAGGUGUCGACUGGCAGCCGGCGCUUGCGGGUAGCCCGGACGAAGAAGAUAUAGGGGAGGACAUUGGAGAAGAGGUCGGUGGGGACUCUGUCCAUUCGAGCAGGGAGUCCAGUGUAGGAGUGGUCGAGGCAGACCAAGGCUCUUCCUCGGAUGAGGAGUACAACCCAGAGGGGGAUAAUGGUAGCAUUGAGGAAUCAGAUGUGUGCAUGGCCGCAGGAGAGCGGCGCAAGAUGCCGGAGAUGGAGAGCGAAAGUGAUGACGAGUACGAGCUUGCCUCGUCUGGCAGUAUACAAUCAGAGCGCCAGCAGCUCCAGCAGGAGGUGGAUGAGCACGCGGCCGAGGAGGCCAAGUCGGUUCUGCCUGCAGAUGCCGACAAAUUGCAUGGAGAACAUGAUGCACAGGUGUCGUUGCAAAAGCUCACGGUUCCUGAGCUAGAGCUGGCCACGUCUCCCACUCCUCCCACAACGCUCUCUGACACUGGUGAAUUUUAUCAGUUUAGUGAAAACGAUCACGAUCGCGGAACUAAUGCUCCACAUCGUAUAAAGAAAAACUGGGGCCCAGCCCUUGCUACUAGCAGGCCGAAGGGCCUGCUGAACCACGGCGUCACAUGCUAUCAAAAUGCUGCGGUCCAGGCUAUGCUACACAUUCCUGCACUGCAACAUUACCUUUUUGAUAUUGCACAAGGAAAGUACAAAGACGUGAUCUCGCCAUCUUCUGUCUCCCAAGUUCUGGCGGAAACAUCGAAGAGGAUGUGGUCUUUAGAAAACGGCAAGUCCAAAGCUUCCUAUAUUAAUCCUAAAAAGCUGAUUGGAAGACUAGAAGACAUAAACUGUAUGAUGAGCGUCUGGAACCAAGAAGAUUCUCACGAAUAUUUCAUGUCAUUGAUUUCUAGGCUUCAGGAGGAUUCUGUUCCACGUGGACAUAAGAUGACUGAAUCGCUUAUUUAUGAUAUUUUUGGAGGGUUAUUACAACAACGCGUGAAGUGUAAAUCAUGUGGCAGCGUCUCUAUUACUGAGCAGCCAAUAUAUGAUCUUUCUCUACAUUUGAAAGGGAAGAAGCUGGCCAAAGGUGAUGACUCCACUGUAGAUGACAGUAUAACUGGUGACGUUAAAAACUCUGCCGCUCCUUCCGGAUCUACAGACGGAGCGGAGCUUCCAAAGCGUCGCUAUUCCAUUGAAAAGUCCAUAAGAGACUUUUUUAAUCCAGAGUUGAUAAAGAAAGUAGAUAACAAAGAAGGAUAUGUUUGUGAAAAGUGUAAGGCGACCACAAAUGCCAUUAAAAGAAAUAUGAUACUCCGGGCACCAGAAACUUUGCUUGUACACUUGAAGAAGUUCCGCUUUAACGGAACUUCUUCCUCAAAGAUGAAGCAGGCCGUAUCGUAUCCGCUUUUUAUGGAUCUGACAGAAUACUGUGUGGAAGCAGCAAAGUGUCUGCCAGUAAAGUAUCAAUUAAUUAGUGUGGUGGUACAUGAAGGACGCUCUCUCUCAAGCGGACACUACAUCGCACAUUGCAAGCAGCCGGAUGGCACUUGGGCUACCUACGACGACGAAUAUAUCAACAAGAUAACUGAGCGGAAUGUGUUGAAGGAAGUCAAUGCUUACUACCUUGUUUACACGAGGCUGACACCGAAGUCAGUUAAGUUGACUGAAAAAAUGGAUUCCCAUGCACAUGAUUUGAAAAACAGCUCUGCUGCAGCUCGGGCGACUCACACCGCCCAAGACCUUGUUCCAUCGCGCAAAAAGAAGUUCAAGAAGAGUAAGAAGAGAAGGCUGAAUAAAUAA